Sporothrix brasiliensis 5110 is the source of this 858-nucleotide messenger RNA. RefSeq lists its product as uncharacterized. Gene Ontology annotation, cellular component: cytoplasm. Gene Ontology annotation, molecular function: oxidoreductase activity; nucleotide binding. Lineage: Eukaryota; Fungi; Ascomycota; Sordariomycetes; Ophiostomatales; Ophiostomataceae. The record is from RefSeq and is a predicted model, not a curated record. Gene Ontology annotation, biological process: NADPH regeneration. The transcript is spliced from 4 exons. Bases 1 to 858 code for a protein of 285 amino acids.
AUGACUGUUGUCGCGUUGCUUGGAGCCGGCAUCUUUGUCAAGGACGAGCACCUCCCUGCCGUCGAGGCCGCCGAAAGCCUAACACUCGGCGCCGUCUACUCUCGAUCGAAGGUGUCGGCAGAAGCUUUGGCUGCGGCGGCCACCCCGGUCACCACAGGCAAGUCGUUGACUGACCUGCUGGCGCGCGCCGACAUUGGCGCCGUUAUUGUCUGCCUGCCCAUUUUGGUGCAGCCAGCCGUGAUCAGCCAGGCACUGGGGGCUGUCGCCCAAAACUUUCGCUUCUUGGAGGUGAUUCAGUACGCCGCUGAGCGCGUCGGCCAGAUGGGCGGCGAGGUCACGACGUUCCACAUGAAGAUGAACACGCUGAUUGGCGACGAUGACAAAUUCUUUAAUACAGAGUGGCGCAAGGUGCCUGGGUACCAGGGCGGCUUCCUGCUGGACGGCGGUGUGUCCGCCUUUACGACGCUGCUCCAACCGAAGCUGGCCCCGGUCGACACAGUGCAGUCCAUCUUGACGACGGACAAAGACACCAACGGCACGUUCUGUGUGUCCUUUGGGACGGAGUUCAAGUCGGCCUCUGAAAUUGAGGUCGUCACGACAAAGGGUGCCGUGACACUGACGCCCACUACAGUGACGAGCACGUGGGUGGAGGUUGCGGGUGGUGACAAAAAGGAGGACAAGAAGGACUUCUCCCUCUCCUCCGGCGUCAAGCCCGAAGUUGUGGCCUUUGGUGCCAGCCUCGCCAAAGGUGCCGUCGACCCGCGCCAGAGCGCCGAGAAGGCAUUGAAGGAUCUUGCUAUUCUGGAGGCUCUGUUGGCCUCGGCCGACCAAGGCGGUGCACCGCUGGCAGUGGAGUAG